CUCGCAUCGCUCUUCCGUCUCCUCAACCGCCCCUCCCUCGAUCUUUCUGCCGAGCUGCUCCAGAUGGGCUCCCCCGCCAGCCGCUCCAACGACCCCUUCCACCCGUCGCGGCACACCCCCCAGUCCUUCUGGGAAAGGAUCCGCUACCAUUUCAACUGGGCCCUCGACGACAUUGUCCGCUACACCUCGCUUGACGACCGCUACAACCAGCCGGUGGUCAUUGUCCUGGGCUGGACCAUCCUGGUGACCCUCGUUGUCCUGGCCGCGGCUCCUUUCGAGGUCUGGUCGCCAUACCCUCGCUUGAGCUCUGAUCUCGAGAUCCUGCGCUCUCGUGUCGACAGCGCCGGCCUGGCUGUCGCCGUUGCCCGGAACGGCCAGAUCGAGUUUGCCCAGGGCCUCGGUGUCAAGAAUGCCAAGGGCGAUCCGGUCGACGCCGAAACAGCCUUCUACAUUGGCUCGACCACCAAGGCCUUCACAUCCUUCCUUGCAGCCCUGCAGGUCUCGAACGGCAACCUGUCGUGGACCGAGCCCGUCCACCACUACGCCCCGCACAUCAGCUUCUCAGACCCGUUCCUGACCGAGCGCGCAACACUGCUCGAUCUUCUUUCUCAUCGCACGGGCCUCCCGCGCUAUGACAUCUUCAACCAGGUUGCCCGCAACACCGACGAACUGCUGGCUGUGGUGCCUCACCUGAAGCUCAAGGCGGACUUCCGCACCGAUUACAUCUACAACAACAUCAUGUUCGCCCUGUCCGGCACCAUUGCUGCCAAGGCCGCGGGUCACGACAGCUGGAAGAGCUACGCCGACUCGCUGCUGGCAACCCUUGAGCUGAACAAUACCCGCACCAGCCCCAGCGAGUUUGAUGCCCUGCCAAACCGCGCCGACCCCUACAUUUCCAACGGAACCUAUUUCCCCGAGACUGCCAACGACGAACUUGCCACGGCCGGUGGCGCGGGGGCGAUCUCGUCGAAUGUUCUUGAUCUGUCCCGGUGGGCCCAGUUCCUGCUGGGUGGGGCUCGCCUCGCCAACGGCUCGACCCUGGUCAAGCCCAAGGAUCUGGAGAUCUUGUUUACUCCCCGCAACAUCGUCCCUGUCGAUGCAGGCAGCCCAUUGACUAGUUAUGCUCUUGGCUGGCAAAUCUCUACCUACCGAGGCACUCCUGUGUGGUCCCACUAUGGACAAGCCUAUGGCUUCACCACGGCCGUGUGCCUCUAUCCCGCCCACAACACCUCGGUUGUGGUCCUCUCGAAUCAGCUGCAGCGCUCCGUCGUCGUCGUGUGCCCCAUGGCCGCAGACCGCGUGCUCUUUGGUGAGAAGCAUCUCAGGCCCUCCCGACACAUCGACCAGGCUGUUGCCGCCCAAACUGCCGAGCGUGUUGCUCUGGAGAAGGAAAUCGAGGAGCGAUACAGCAAACGCGCCAGCGGCACCACUCCCACACUGCCGCUCAAGGAAUACGUGGGCAAGUACCAGAGCGAGCUCGGCACGAUCGAGAUUGCCAAGAGCAAGACUGCCGAUGGCAAGCAGAGCCUUCGAAUGGUCUUUGGCAACUUCAAGGCCGAACUGGCUCACUGGCAGUACGACGAGUAUAUUCUCCAAGGCGACCUCAAGCUCGGCGAGCUGGCUGACGGCCUGGUCGUUCUCAAGUUUGCAGUGGACUCCGAUAAGGUGACUGCUGCCAGCUUCCUGGUCGAGCCCACCAUGGAUUUCGUCGCUUUCGAGCGCGUCUGAGCAGGCAGGGGCCAUGAGCCUUUGCGACCAGGUGUGACUGCGCCGCCGCUGUCUGUGGAUUUGCCGCGAUACAGCCGGUCUAGAUCGGGUCGGCGAGUAACCCGAGCGAAAGCCGAGCGAGCUGAAAUAGAGCCGUUUACAGACUCA
Molecule: messenger RNA, 1875 nt
Organism: Polychytrium aggregatum
Lineage: Eukaryota; Fungi; Chytridiomycota; Chytridiomycetes; Polychytriales
Product: beta-lactamase/transpeptidase-like protein
Exons: 5
Coding region: 64-1728 (554 amino acids)
Source: RefSeq, a predicted model, not a curated record